AUGCCCUACCUGCGACCCCCUUCCUCUGAAAGAUCGCAUUCAAGCCAGCCUACGGCGAUCUUGGCAAACGAAUGCGAUAUCGCUGUGUACACCACUACAGGCUGCGAGCAUGAGGAAGCGUGGUCCCUCCGCUAUCGGUCUCACUCCCCAUCUCCCAAAAUCGCCCUGCAACCCAUGCCGACACUAAUGUAUCCACUCGAGAAUGUAGCAGUACCAAUAGAACAGGUGCCGGGAGCUGUUCGCGACGCGAUAUCCUCGCGCGCUGCGACGCCGCAGCACAAUGUAGCAGCUCCCUUGCACAAGACACCCGCUGACGGUGCGAUCGUGGAGGAGGGUUUCCCUGACAUCAUACCGCAGCCUACAAGUCCCCAGAACGUCUUACAGCGACGUUAUCAGGAUCGAUACCGCAUACCAUCGGAGGAAACACGUGAAGACAUGGAAAUGAUCCCGGAGAUGGAGACAUCCUUUGAGCACGAUCCAAUCGAUAAUGAUGACUGGCGACCAAUGGAGCACCCAGAAGGGCAGCUAUACUACCAAAGGAUGGAUCUUAACAUACAUGUCUAUACCGAUGUACUACUGCAAGAUAAGACCAAUUUGAGCGAGAUCGAGAAGUUAGCGACAGUCUUGUCACGAAGGCUUCAGGAGCGCAAAAGCAAACUACCGGAAAACCUCGAAGUAGUCUUAGAUGUACAGCAAACUGAAGAAGGAACGGAUUACUACUAUUACCUCGUCGACGGAUCCAAACGUGCUAUUUUCUGGUUGGAAAAGGUGGACGCAAGUCUGCUCACCUUGCAGCUUCGUCAAGCAUAUAACCCAUCUUACCUGAUACUGGUACCGUACUUUGCAUUCGACUCAAAGACCUCGGAGACGUCGACAUCACCCUUCAAUUACGCUGAUCUUGCGGUACUUUCUAACAGCGCGAGAAACCUCACAGCUGGUGGAGGGGCCCCGGCAAUAUGGGUUGUUGACUGGGAGCGGUUCCUUCACUUCCAUGGCUUGCGCGAGGCCCGCCUCGAUCGAUCAGCGAGUGUCUUCGAGUCUACGCCCCGUGUUCACUCUUGGCUCUUCAGGAUCAUGACGCCAAUGCUUUUCUACCUUCCUACACGAUACGCAGAACAGCUAAACGUGAUCUGGGUUGACCAAACUGUCAAUCAUGUGCCAUGGAGAAACUUCAUUGAUAGACUCGCGCGCGAUUGGCAGGCAUCGAUCACCCCCGCUUCCAUCCUUGUGACGACGAACGUAGGCCUCCUAGCGGUGAACACGAUUGAUACCAAUGGUCCCAGGAAUGUCGCGGAAAUAGCCAGUUACAUCUCGACAUUCCUUAGCCUGGGCAAUAUCAUUCUCUGUGCUAUCCUAAUGCGACAGCAUCAGAUAUCCGGCAUUGACACCGCAGCCGGCGCGUCUGCAUAUCUCUACAAACGAGAGUCCUUACUUUUAGGACUGGACAUUGUAGCUAUCGUUUACAGUCUGCCAGAGGCUCUCUUCCUUUACGGGUCCAGCGUUUGGACCAGACUGUUGACCGGAAUAAUCUUCGCCCUCGUGGUCACCCUCGUUGUGCUCGUCGUCAUGCUGGAGCUGUGGCCACCGAUCACAGACGAAGAUGUAGACGAGCGUGGCUGUUUGGGAUCCAUUAGGCACAACCUCGUUUCCAGAGCUAUACGCGGUACAUCUCUGACUCAAGAACAAGAGAUUCCAAACCUGUUCGUGAGAGUUGCCAUAUUCACUCACGAGAACUAG
This is a messenger RNA of Postia placenta MAD-698-R-SB12, 1737 nucleotides long. RefSeq lists its product as hypothetical. The record is from RefSeq and is a predicted model, not a curated record. The coding region runs from base 1 to 1737 and encodes 578 amino acids. The transcript has 12 exons. Lineage: Eukaryota; Fungi; Basidiomycota; Agaricomycetes; Polyporales; Adustoporiaceae.